UAACCCCCCCUCCCUCCACUGUCUACGCCGAGCUCCAGGUUUUAGGGUUUCUUUUCUGCACUAUAGUCGCUGGCUGGUGGGAACUAACUAUGGGCUCGACGUCGCGGAGGAAUUAUAAAUCAGAGAGGCAAUCCCUCUUUUUUCACGAUCUUGCCUCGCCGGUCUCCGUCCAUCGCGCUGGCGGGAGAUUCACCAUCCCCGGCCAAGCGGCUGCCCUCUCCGCCCAAUGGCACGAAAACUUCGGCGGAUCGGAACCGCCGCCACCUCCUGUGUUCACACUGGAGGAUCGCCUUGAAUUCUCCCCUGAGCCCACCCUAGGCGAGUUUCCAGCCUCGCCGGAGCUGGGAUCUGAUUCGAGGACACCAAAUCCUUCGCGCGGAUAUUUAUCCUCUCCUUCUCUUCAUAGAAGCAGGGCGGCGGAACUGAGUAGUUCUGUGUUGGAAAAUGGUGGGUUUCAACUUGCGAAGCAGCAGCACCAGCAUAGUCCAGGGAGCGCUAGCUGGUGGUCGCCGUUGAAGACUGGGGAGCCGGAGCUGGAGAAGAAGGGCAGAGGUUCUCCAGUUGAUGGUGAAGUGCAGCCAGGAGCACUAAUCAUGCUGCCUCCUCCAAGGGAAGCUGUUAGGCCGGAGAUGCAGAGGAAUAACCUAUCCAUGGGAGCAUUGAAUGAGGAAGAGUGGGUUACUGUUUAUGGAUUUGCCCCGGGUGAUACCAACCUGGUGCUGCGUGAAUUUGAGAAGUUUGGUACAAUAUUGAAGCACGUCCCUGGUCCUAGGGAUGCUAACUGGAUGCAUGUUCUCUAUCAGAAUCAUUAUGAUGCCCAGAGAGCACUCGGAAAGAAUGGCGCACAGAUAAACAGUGUUCUCAUAAUCGGUGUGAAACCAGUGGACUAUGCACAGCGGCAAUACCUGGAUGAGAGACACAACAGCAGUAAUAAUGCUAGCCUCCUGAUACCUUUUACUCCUCGCACUUCAUAUAGUAGGAGCACAAGUGCCUCAGUGGCUCCUGGUGUUGUUGUUUCUGCUCGACCCAACUCUCAUCUUAAUGGUGGUGGGGCCUCUGCUACUGACAACAAAGGACAGCGUCCAGCUGGAGCCAUUGCUUCUCCGGCAAAGUCAGUUGUGUCCAAAGUCAUAGACUUAAUGUUUGGGAUAUAGAAUUCUGUCAAAGUACAUUCCCUUUUAGUAUUUUGUUUGUGCUUCCUAUGCGAUUUUUGCAAUUCUUACAGCAUGAGAUGUAAGCUGAUGGGCAAGGGUGAUGUUGGUGUCAGCUUUGUGGCUCAUCUGUUCAGUGAUUUGAGGCAGAAAGACUGAUAUUUGGGUUUUGUAUUGUUAUGCGAUUGGAAGUGUUGCUGAAUGUUAUAGAGUACAGAGGUCAACUCGUGAAUCAUUUUGGUGGGGCGAGUCUUCAUCAUGUUUAGACUAGUUACAGAAGAAAUGUAUAUCACUCGUAGCUGUUUUGUUUUCUUUUCUUCAUUAUAAUCAUCCUAAAGCCCAUAAGAUCCUUUCUGUUAAUUUAGUGAUUUCAAAACUUCUGUUAACUUUUAUUGAGUUUAAAUUUAUUGAAUUUGGUUCGAUCAAGAGGGAAGGUAUGUAGCAAA
Molecule: messenger RNA, 1597 nt
Organism: Dendrobium catenatum
Lineage: Eukaryota; Viridiplantae; Streptophyta; Magnoliopsida; Asparagales; Orchidaceae
Product: nuclear pore complex protein NUP35
Exons: 3
Coding region: 90-1154 (354 amino acids)
Biological process (GO): regulation of DNA-templated transcription; nuclear pore organization; NLS-bearing protein import into nucleus
Cellular component (GO): nuclear pore central transport channel; nuclear pore nuclear basket; nuclear membrane
Molecular function (GO): single-stranded DNA binding; phospholipid binding; structural constituent of nuclear pore
Source: RefSeq, a predicted model, not a curated record